CCCUAUGCUCCACCCCUCCACCCCAUGGCUCCGCCCAGCCCCAGCCACAACAGCUGCAGUCACGGCGGAUCCGAGCUGCUGAGUAAAACUAACCUGUACAUCCGAGGCCUGCCCCCAGGGACCACGGACCAGGAUCUCAUCAAGCUCUGCCAACCAUAUGGAAAAAUUGUGUCAACCAAGGCGAUCCUGGACAAGAACACCAACCAAUGCAAAGGAUAUGGCUUUGUGGACUUUGAUAGCCCAGCUGCAGCACAAAAGGCGGUGUCGUCUCUCAAAGCCACCGGGGUGCAGGCUCAAAUGGCUAAGCAACAGGAGCAGGACCCCACCAACCUGUACAUCUCCAACCUGCCCGUGUCCAUGGAUGAGCAGGAGCUGGAGAACAUGCUGAAGCCCUUCGGUCACGUCAUCUCCACGCGCAUCCUGAGGGACGCCAACGGGGUCAGCAGAGGGGUCGGCUUUGCCAGGAUGGAGUCGACUGAGAAAUGUGACGUGGUGAUACAGUAUUUCAACGGGAAAUACCUGAAAACCCCGCCAGGCAUUCCAGCUCCCAAUGAGCCUUUACUGUGCAAAUUCGCUGACGGAGGGCAGAAGAAACGGCAGAGCCAGAGCAAGUACCCGCAGAACGGGCGGCCAUGGCACAGGGAAGGCGAGACUGGUAUGCAGUUAACAUAUGAUCCUGCAGCGAUGCAGAACGGGUUCUACUCCUCGCCUUACAGUAUCGCCACCAACCGCAUGAUCGCACAGACAUCCAUUACGCCCUUCAUCGCUGCUUCCCCCGUCUCCACAUAUCAGGUCCAGAGUACGUCAUGGAUGCCUCAUCAACAAUACGUUAUGCAACCCACAGGUGCAGUGAUCACCCCAGCCAUGGACCACACCAUGUCCAUGCAAUCUGCCAACAUGAUGGGCCCGCUCUCCCAGCAGAUGAACCAUCUGUCCCUGGGCACUACAGGAAGUUACAUGACUGCUGCGGCUGCCGGGGCGCCUAUGCAAGGGACCUACAUUCCUCAGUACACGCCUGUGCCUCAGACAGCCGUCCCUGUUGAAGGAGUGGUCACGGACGCCUCUCCUCAGUCAGUGGCCCCCUCGUCGCAUGACGUGAGUGGGCAGCAGCAGCAGAUCCAGGUGGACGGGUCCAGCGACCAUGUUGCUUACUCAUACCAGUCCAAGUGA
This is a messenger RNA of Salvelinus namaycush (lake trout), 1170 nucleotides long. RefSeq names its product RNA-binding motif, single-stranded-interacting protein 3-like. The record is from RefSeq and is a predicted model, not a curated record. Lineage: Eukaryota; Metazoa; Chordata; Actinopteri; Salmoniformes; Salmonidae. Gene Ontology annotation, cellular component: ribonucleoprotein complex; cytosol; nucleus. Gene Ontology annotation, molecular function: poly(A) binding; mRNA 3'-UTR binding; poly(U) RNA binding. The transcript has 12 exons. Bases 25 to 1170 code for a protein of 381 amino acids.